Messenger RNA from Ornithorhynchus anatinus (platypus), 2300 nucleotides. It is a transcript of the gene ACOX3, whose product is annotated as acyl-CoA oxidase 3, pristanoyl. NCBI's taxonomy places the organism in Eukaryota, Metazoa, Chordata, Mammalia, Monotremata, Ornithorhynchidae. Gene Ontology annotation, cellular component: peroxisome. The record is from RefSeq and is a predicted model, not a curated record. Gene Ontology annotation, molecular function: FAD binding; pristanoyl-CoA oxidase activity; fatty acid binding. Gene Ontology annotation, biological process: fatty acid beta-oxidation using acyl-CoA oxidase; lipid homeostasis.
AUGGCCCCGUUCCUGGAGGACGAGGACGACGUCCUCCGCUUUAAGCGGAGGAUCUUCGGCGCCUCGGAAAACGACCCCCUUUUCGCUCACCGUCCCUCGGAGGGCGACCUGCCCCUGGAGGAGUCGCGGGAGCUGACCUUCCUCCGCUGUAAGAGACUCUUCGAGUACGACUUUUUGAGCGUCCAGGACCUGCUGGAGAAGCCGCUGAAAAUCCUCGCCUUCAUCAGUUGCCUGGGAAUGUACGACUGGUCCCUGGCGGCCAAGUUUUUCCUCAACUCUUUUGCAAGUACGCCGCGCGGACCAGCGUCCUCGGGGGUUUUGAAGGGCUCCGAUUUAGCCGCGCGUUCGGGCCGGCCGUGUUUAUGGAGCGCUUACCGUGCGCGGAGCACCGUAGCCAGCGCCGGGGAGAGGACGAUCUUCGGGUGCUUUGCCCUGACGGAGCUGAGCCACGGCAGCAACACGAAGGCCAUCGGAACGACCGCCACCGCCGGCUACGUCUCAGACGCCGUUCUCGGCUCCGGGGUGGAUUCAAGUCGCGGAUCCCCGGCCCGUCCCCUCUGGGCUUCGGAUCCCCUCUGAGGUUUCCGCUUCUGUUUCCCCGCCGCCAAACAGAUUCGCGACCCAAAGACGCUCCUUCCCGUGCCGGGCGUCGUGGUCGGGGACGCGGGCCGGGAGCCGGGGCAGAACGGUCUGGAUAACGGGUUCGCCGUCUCUCACCGGGUCAGGAUUCCGCGGACCCACCUGCUCGACCGAACCGGCGACGUCACCCCCGAGGGAGUCUGCCGCGCGCCCUUUAAGGACGCGAGGCGACGUUUCGGGGCCUCCCUGGGAGCCCUGUCGGCCGCCAGGGUGGCCGUCGUCGGGAUGUCGGUGGUCAACCUGAAGCUGGCCCUCUCGGUGGCCGUCCGCUUCUCGGCCACCCGGCGCCAGUUCGGGCCCGACGCGGCCGAGGGGGAGGAGGAGGAGGAGAUCCCCGUGCUGGAGUAUCAGAUGCAGCGGUGGCGCCUGCUCCCUCACCUGGCGGCGACCUACGCCCUGGAUCAUCUCGGCCGAACUCCGUUCCUCGACCUGGCGGGGCUGCAGGCCGGCCUCCUCGCGAAGAUCCAGAGCCGCCGGCAGGCGGAGCCGGGCCGGGAGAUUCACGCCCUGGCCUGCGCGGGCGAAGCCCCGGCCUCCUGGACGGCGCAGCGGGGGGCUCGGGAAUGUCGGGAAGCCUGCGGCGGACACGGCUACCUGGAAGCCAAUCGCCUGGGCGCCGUCGGGAACGACAACGACCCGAACUGCACGUACGAAGGAGACGACAACGUCCUCCUGCAGCAGACCGGCAACUACCUCCUGAGCCUGCUGCCCUCCGGCCCGCCAGAGAAGAAGCGCCUUCGGACCCCGCUGGGACCGGUGGAUUUCCUGGAAGACCCGGACGACAUCCUCGGCCGGAAAUGCUCGGCGUCUACGGUCGAAGACUGGCCGGGUCGUUCGGGUGACGAUCUCCCGUUCCGGGCGGGGGGGGGAGACACGGGGGAAUCGGGUGGUCCCACGUGGGGCUCAGAGACUACGGGCGCCGGAUCGACGGCCGCGGGGAACGGCGAGACGCGCCGCGUCUUUUCCGUUGCGGCGUCUUUGGCCGCCUACCGGUGGCUGGUGUGCUACCCGCUCCGAGAGAGCCAGCGGAAGAUCGGGCAGGAGAGAGCGUCCGGACGAGACGAUUUUGAAGCCAGAAACAACGGCCAGGUGAGAACGGCCUCCGAAAGAAUGACGAUAGCGAAAAACGAUGGCGUCCCUGAAGCGCUCGUACCGAUGACGACGUGGGUAUCCGUGGAGCGCCCGCUACGCGCCGAGCAGCGUUCCGAGCGCCGGGGGAGAUACGGGGUCGUCGGGUCGUCCCGCGUGAGCCUCGCGGUUAAUCCCCGUAUGAUAGCAUACACAGAUAUAGGUAGCAUUAUGGACUGCGGAUACUUCUCCGGAGAGCGAGCGGGCAAAGACGUCCAGAACGCCAUCUUGGAGCUCCGUUGGAAGCUGAAGGACGACGCGGUGGCCCCGGUGGACGUCGUCGCCCCCCCCCCGGACUUCAUCCUGAACUCGCCCAUCGGCCGGGCGGACGGCCAGUUGCACAAGAACCUGCGGGGCGCCGUCCUGCAGGGCCGCCGGGUGCUGGAACGACCCUCGUGGUGGGCGGAGUUGGCGGUGAAGAAGCCCGUCCUGGGAAGCCUGACGUCCAAACUGUAGGUGGGCGGACCCCGACGUCGUCGUCCUUCCCGCCGCCGACCCCUUCCCCGCGUCCCCCCUCUCGCCUGGAGCGUCCU